This is a messenger RNA of Rotaria sp. Silwood2, 966 nucleotides long. Lineage: Eukaryota; Metazoa; Rotifera; Eurotatoria; Philodinida; Philodinidae. The record is from the annotation of a GenBank genome assembly.
AUGGGAUCUCUUCAAAAACGACGAUUCCUUUUCUUUUUCUCGUUCAUUGUAGGGAUUCCCAAUAUUCCUGUCGAUGCCCGAUGGGUACAGAAUGGAGUGACUGUUGCUGGAGGCCAUGGAGCAGGCGAUACCACCAAUCAACUCUGGUAUCCUAAUGGUCUCUUCGUUUAUGAUGAUCAAACGAUGGUCAUCGCUGAGUGGGAGAAUCAUCGUAUCAGUCAAUGGAAGAUGGAUGAUACGAAUGGACAAGUAGUAGCUGGUGGCCAUGGCCCAGGAAAUCAAUUGGAUCAAUUGAAUUAUCCAACCGAUGUAUUGAUCGGCAAAGAGAAUGAUAGUCUCAUUAUUUGUGAUCUAGGGAAUCAACGCGUCGUACAAUGGUCUCGUUAUAGUGGCACAACUCAAGGAGAAAUCCUCAUCGACAACGUCAAUUGUUAUGGAUUGGCCAUGGAUGAUCAGAGAUAUCUCUACGUAUCUGACUACCCGAACGAUGAAGUAAGACGAUAUCAAAUAGGAGACAAGAAUGGAACUCUCGUGGCCGGUGGCCAUGGUAAUGGUGCUGAUCUCAAUCAACUCAAUAGUCCGGGCUACAUCUUUGUCGAUCGACAACAGACUGUCUACGUGUCAGACUACCGUAAUCAUCGUGUGAUGAAAUGGAAUAAAGGUGCAAAAGAAGGAAUUGUCAUCGCUGGGGGUCAAGGCCAAGGGGAUGCUCUGACACAAUUGUCGUAUCCUCAAGGACUGUUCGUCGAUACGUUGGGUACCAUCUGUGUGGCAGAUUCGGGAAAUAAUCGAGUGAUGCUUUGGCCUAAAGGAGCGAAACAGGGCACUGUCAUUGCGGGUGGAAAUGGUCAAGGAACGGGAGCAAACCAGUUGAACGGUCUCGAAGGUUUGUCCUUCGAUCGACAUGGCAAUCUCUAUGUCUCCGAUCUCCGGAAUAAUCGUGUUCAACGUUUUUCAAACAAAUAG